This is a messenger RNA of Choloepus didactylus (southern two-toed sloth), 3047 nucleotides long. RefSeq names its product coiled-coil and C2 domain containing 1B (gene CC2D1B). Lineage: Eukaryota; Metazoa; Chordata; Mammalia; Pilosa; Megalonychidae. The record is from RefSeq and is a predicted model, not a curated record. Gene Ontology annotation, cellular component: nucleus. Gene Ontology annotation, molecular function: DNA-binding transcription repressor activity, RNA polymerase II-specific; RNA polymerase II cis-regulatory region sequence-specific DNA binding. Gene Ontology annotation, biological process: regulation of transcription by RNA polymerase II.
GGAGCGCCCCGCCCGCUUCGCCUGGCGCUUGCGCACCGGACGCCGCCCCGGUCGUGGAGUCACGUGUUAGGCCACCAGUCGCCUCCCCGGCGGGCGCUUCCGGUUGCCGUGCCGCCGCCGCCCAGGGGCCGCGGGAGCCCAGGGCGGUGCCGGGCGGGAGAAGGCCCGGAGUCAGUUUCGGAUCCGCCGCGAGGCAUCUAGGCUGCCAAGAUGCCAGGCCCAAGACCUCGAAAGGGCCCUCGGGCCAGUGGCCAGGGUGUGGCAGCUGCUAAGCAGCUGGGGCUCUUUGUGGAAUUGAGUCCUGAGAACAUGCUGCUGGAGAUGGAUGAGACUGAAGACGACAGGGACCUGGAGGCUGAGCUGCUGGCCCUCACCGGGGAGACAGGGGCCACGGACAGGAGGCCAGCACCCAAGGGUCAGGCCCCCCUGCCCAUGGCCCACAUUGAGAAGUUGGCAGCGGACUGUAUGCAGGAUGAGGAGGAGGAAGAGGAGGAGGAGGAAGGGCUGGAGGAGGAUGCAGAUCUGCUGACUGAGCUGCAGGGUCUGGAUGAGGAUGAGGAGGCUGGGGCCCUGGCUGACGAAGAGGCAGCCAGCCCUGGCGGCCCUGAGGAGCAGACGGGGCAGGAAAACACUGAACUUCCAGUGCAGACAGUCCUAACAACCUCAGUCCCAGUGGCUCAGGCUGGAGGGCCUCGGGGGCUGCAGGCGCUGCUGGAGGAGCGGAUCAGCAACUACCAGGCAGCUGCUGCCAGUGCCAAGGAGGCAGGGGAAGCAGCCAAAGCCAGGCGCUGUGAGCGUGGCCUGAAGACUCUGGAGUCCCAGCUGACAGCUGUGAAGAAAGGCAGGACCAUCAAUGAGGAUGAGAUCCCACCUCCAGUGGCCUUGGGCAAGAGACCCGCAGCCCCCCAGGAAGCAGCCAGCAGGAGCCCCGAGGCAGAUUCCUCAGCCCUCCCUGCUGUGGAGCCAGAUGAGCCCUCCCAACCCGAGACAAGCCCUUUGGGCAGUCCUGGAGUUUCUUCCCCUUCUGAUUCAGACCCAGACCCGCGGGCCCUGUUGUUGGUCCGACAGAGAGAGUACAAAGUGGCUGCCCUUGCUGCCAAGCAGGCCGGAGAUCUGGAUCGUGCCCGAGAACUCAUGAGGAUCGGGAAGAGAUUUGGUGCUGUCCUGGAGGCCCUGGAGAAGGGGCAGCCCGUGGACCUGAGUGCCAUGCCCCCAGCCCCUAAGGACCUGAAGCCCCAGGCUUCCAAGGUCUCCACAGCACUCUCAGUCAUACCCCCAGCCGUGGAGCGAGUGCAACCAGUGAUGACCCCUGACGGCCCAGCAACCCCAGUGGCCUCUGCAGAGCCACAGACAGUGCUGGAUGCCCUGCAACAGAGGCUGAACAAAUACCAAGAGGCUGGCACCCAGGCCCGGGCCAGUGGGGAUGAGCGCAAGGCCCGGAUGCACGAGCGCAUUGCCAAGCAAUAUAAAGAUGCCAUUCGAGCACAUCGAGCAGGACGGAAAGUUGACUUUGCUGAGUUGCCUGUCCCUCCAGGAUUCCCCCCAAUCCCUGGCCUGGAGCCCACCGCGGGCACUGAGGAGGAUGGAUUGGCAACUACACUAGCAGCUGCCCAGAAACUGGCUACCUCAGAGGAUGCAGCCCCAGCAGAGGAGGAUGAGGAUGAGGAUAAGGAUGAGCCCCCACCCCAGGCCCCAGUGGCCAAGAAGCCGGCGCAGCCUCUGGUCCCUUCAUCCCGACCCUUGCCUGAGCCCAAGGCCUUGAGUUCUAAAGAGUCACUGAGCCCAUCUGUGCGGGAGCAGCUGGUGCUGCUGGAGGCACGGAAACUGCAGUACCAGCGGGCAGCCCUGCAGGCCAAGCGUGGCCAGGACCUGGAGCAGGCCAAAGCCCAUCUGCGGGUGGCCAAAUCCCUUGAAGCCCAGAUCAUCCAGGCCCGAGCUGGCCAGCCUGUCGACCUCUCCAAGGUGCCUUCACCCUUGACGGAUGAGGAAGGUGACUUCAUCCUUAUCCACCAUGAGGACCUACGACUCUCCCAGAAAGCUGAGGAGGUGUAUGCCCAGCUACAAAAAAUGCUUAUGGAGCAGCAUGAGAAGUGCCUGCUGUUUUCCAAGCAGUUUAUGCACCAGGGCAAUGUGGCUGAGACUACCCGGUUUGAGAAGCUUGCUCAGGACCGCAAGAAGCAGCUUGAGAUCCUGCAGCUGGCCCAAGCCCAGGGCCUCGACCCUCCCAGCCACCACUUUGAGUUGAAGACAUUCCAGACUGUGAGGAUCUUCUCAGAACUCAACAGCACAGAAAUGCAUCUGAUCAUUGUCCGGGGAAUGAACCUCCCAGCCCCCCCAGGGGUGACCCCUGAUGACUUGGAUGCUUUUGUGCGGUUUGAGUUCCACUACCCUAACUCGGACCAGGCUCAAAAAAACAAAACAGCUGUGGUGAAGAACACAAAUUCUCCAGAAUUUGAUCAACUCUUCAAACUCAGCAUUAACCGAAACCACCGGGGCUUCAGGAGGGUGAUCCAAAGCAAAGGAAUCAAGUUUGAAAUCUUUCACAAAGGAUCCUUCUUCAGAAGUGACAAGCUGGUUGGCACAGCCCAUCUGAAGCUGGAGCGGCUGGAGAAUGAGUGUGAGAUCAGAGAGAUUGUGGAGGUCCUGGAUGGAAGGAAGCCCACUGGGGGGAAACUGGAGGUGAAGGCAAGGCUGCGGGAGCCUCUGAGUGGCCAGGACACGCAGUUGGUCACCGAGAACUGGCUGGUUCUGGAGCCCAGGGGCCUGUGAGCAGAUGGUCAGUGCCACGAGAGGAGUCAGGCCAGCCACCAUGUGCAGGGACUUACUUCUCCUAGCUUUGCUGGCCACGGUAGCCUUUGCACCUAAGGAAGCUGCUGCUGGAAUGGCACCAAGGACCUGUUAACGUACGUGCACUACCGACCAUGGCCCUGGGCUUUCCCGUUACCGGCCCCUCCAUGGAAGUAGACUGGGUUCCUGGAGCCCACUCUGUCCUGCUUCCGACUCCCCCCCAAGCUGGGCGAGGGCAAGGAUGCCCUUGUUGCACUGUG